GAUAGACAUACAGACAGUGGUGUUUCUAGUUUAGCUUGCUAGUUUGACGACAUGUUUUUUUUGAAUGAUUGUCAAAGCCAAACAAACUAGCAUGAACUGCUGCUUUGGGAUGCAAGUAUUAUAGUUAACAACCUUUUCAAUACCACAAAUCGGACAUCAGCGGUGCACAAAUAUACGACUGGUGAGGUUGUGAGCGAACAAGGGAGAGUGUGAGAGAGAGACUGAAAGAGUGGUCGUCAUGGCAGCUGAGGCGCAGAGACAGCGGUCUCUGUCUACGUCAGGAGACUCGCUCUACCUGGUCCUGGGGAUCGACAAGAGCGCCUCGCCGGAGGACAUCAAGAAGUCCUACAGGAAACUGGCCCUGAAGUUCCACCCAGACAAGAACCCAGACAACCCCGAGGCUGCUGAUAAGUUUAAGGAAAUCAACAGCGCCCACGCCAUCCUGAACGACUGUACCAAGAGGAACAUCUAUGACAAGUAUGGAUCCCUGGGACUGUACGUGGCCGAGCAGUUUGGAGAGGAGAACGUCAACACCUACUUUGUCCUCUCCUCCUGGUGGGCUAAGGGCCUGUUCAUCUUCUGUGGCUUGGCGACUGGCUGCUACUUCUGCUGCUGUCUGUGCUGCUGCUGUAACUGCUGCUGUGGGAAGUGUAAACCGCGGCCGCCCAUGGACCAGGAACCAGAGUUCUACGUCUCCCCUGAAGACCUGGAGGCACAGAUGCAGUCUGACGAGAGAGACGUUGGUGGUGACCCCAUCAUGAUGCAGCCGUCUGGAACAGAGACCACCAGGCUGACGUCAGACAACCACUCCUCCUACCGGACCGACACCGGAUACAACUAAACCCCCUGUACCCUCUACACCGGAUACAACUAAACCCCAUGUACCCCUACCCUCUACACCGGAUACAACUAAACCCCCUGUACUCUCUACACCAGAUACAACUAAACCCCCUUUACCCCUACUCUCUACACCAGAUACAACUAAACCCCCUGUACCCCUACUCUCUACACCGGAUACAACUAAACCCCCUGUACUCUCUACACCAGAUACAACUAAACCCCCUGUACCCCUACUCUCUAUACCAGAUACAACUAAACCCCCUGUACUCCUACCCUCUACACCAGAUACAACUAAACCCCCUGUACUCUCUACACCAGAUACAACUAAGCCCCCUGUACCCUCUACACCAGAUACAACUAAACCCCCUGUACCCCUACUCUCUACACCAGAUACAACUAAACCCCCUGUACCCCUACUCUCUACACCGGAUACAACUAAACCCCCUGUACCCCUACUCUCUACACCAGAUACAACUAAACCCCCUGUACCCCUACUCUCUACAC
Molecule: messenger RNA, 1344 nt
Organism: Oncorhynchus nerka (sockeye salmon)
Lineage: Eukaryota; Metazoa; Chordata; Actinopteri; Salmoniformes; Salmonidae
Product: dnaJ homolog subfamily C member 5-like
Exons: 5
Coding region: 239-841 (200 amino acids)
Biological process (GO): regulation of synaptic vesicle cycle
Cellular component (GO): membrane; intracellular membrane-bounded organelle; presynapse
Source: RefSeq, a predicted model, not a curated record